GGGUGGUGGGGGAAAAUUCCCGUCAAAAUUGAAAACAGAAAAACAAAGUCGUGUCUGUUUUUCUCUAUUUUUUUCAGCUUCCUGGCGAAUGAUUAUGUGUUUUACUGCGAGGUAGAAGAAGGGAAUACAUUUAAGAAGGCUUUUGUGUACCCCUCCUCAACAAGAUGUCUGUAAGAAUGGAUAACAGCGUCCACGAGUGGGCUUUAGGGUUAACACGGAGACACAAAGUGUUCAGCCUCGACCAACCACUAAAGCCAGAGCAUUUUACAAAUUUGACAAGGGACAAGAACUUGCAGCCUAUUCUAUCUUUCCUGACGCGCCACGUGUGCCCGCCUGAGGAGAGAAGGCUGAUUAAGCUGAACUUGAAGCAUUCUCGUUUCAGGAAGAAACUAACAGGGGAAGAGGGAGAGAUUUUGCCCACGGAAGAAAGAUUUAAACUCAAGGCAUCUAUUGUGGAUGCCAAUUCAGCCAUUGCAGCAGAAACUGCGGAAAUCCAACAACUUAAUCGCAGGAAGGAGGAACUGCGCCAGAGGGAGGUGGAGCUGCGUCGGAGAGCCAUGUUGAUGAGGGUGUCGCAGGAGGAGCGAGAGAAGGAGAUCCAGCAUUGCAAGCUGUGGCAGUCGCAACUCUCCCAACUGCAGGAGGAUUUGCCCAGCGUAUAUGAUGGCCAGGCUGGAGUGGAUAUAAACUUACAGAAACAGUUGCGUGGGAACCUAUCGGACCUGGAGAAACUCCGUCGUUCCAUCAUCACAGGUCACUUUGGCACUCCAGAUCGUAUGCAUAUGGAGAAGCUGCGUGUAUGGGAGCGCAUUGGCGACGCAAUGGCUACUUGGGGGCCGAGGUCACUGAUGGUUGGCAUGACAAGUGAGGUUCAGGAGGUGAUGCGAGGCCUCCAUGCACAAGUUCAAAAUGUGGAUCUGGUGAAAGAUGCACGAGAGCUCAGACUAAAGUGUGAAAAUGAUGGCGCAUUCAUUGAUGAGAUGAAUCCUGGAGGCGUAAUUGAGUCUGUGCGUGAACUCUUGGGUCAAAUGAGUGCAUCACACGUCAAGCUUUACGUCGAGGCUUACCAGGCUGAUCUGGCUGCGCAGUCCCUGUCUCGAGCUCUCAAGACACUCCAUAACAACAUCUUUGCUGCUGCAAAACGUAAUUACACUGAUGAUGGCAUCACUGUGGCUGUGGUUGAUGUGGUGAAGGAGAACAUUAGCGUGGCAGGGGAGAGAGCUGCCCUGAAUGCGGCUGAGCAGCUGACUUCCUCACUGCAGGAGAGGGCCAAUGCUGCGGCUAGGGCCAGAGACGCACUGAGAGCCAAACACGCGCAGAUCGUCAGCUUCAACAAGGAGGUGCAAGAUGGCAUAGAGAGCAUCCAGUGCCUGGCCAUGUGUGUGGGAGACGGCCUUCAGAUCAUCAAGGAGCGUCUGCAGGAAGUCCGAUCCACAACAGAAGAGGCCCUUGAAGGCAUGGCCUACCCCACCCCAGUCUCUGCUAACUCCCUGGCUAAUGAGUGCGAGGCUUUCAUAGCAGCACCGCUCAAUCAGCUCCUUACAACGACCACAGAGGAGUUUAGCCAAAAACGGAAGGCAGAGAUGUCAACAACCUCCCUCCUGUGGUACGACCAGGCUGCAGCCCAACCAGGGUGGGAAGCCCAGCGGCAACUGUGUAAUGGAAUCCUGUCCUGGGAUGGGGUGUUUGGGGCAGUGUGCGAAAAGCAGGAACUGACAACCAGCCUGCAGAAGGAGAUGGAACGCCUUACCUUCAGCAAGGCAGCUAUGCAGGCCACUCAGAAGAGCAGGAAGAUACUGUCCAGUCAGGAAAUGAAAGAACUUACAGAGAAGGUAGAGGUGAGUGACAGCAAGCUCGAAAAGGACAUAACUCGGCUGACGACCAGUUGCGAGAAGCAGGUCGACAUUGGCAUGCAUCACGUCGCCAGAGUCAACAGACUCCUGACUGAAUGGUAGGCAGAGUUCCUUUGUUGGUUUU
This is a messenger RNA of Penaeus monodon (black tiger shrimp), 1977 nucleotides long. RefSeq lists its product as uncharacterized. NCBI's taxonomy places the organism in Eukaryota, Metazoa, Arthropoda, Malacostraca, Decapoda, Penaeidae. The record is from RefSeq and is a predicted model, not a curated record. Gene Ontology annotation, biological process: spindle assembly. The coding region runs from base 165 to 1955 and encodes 596 amino acids. Gene Ontology annotation, cellular component: HAUS complex. The transcript is spliced from 12 exons.